CUGGAUCUAGAAUAAGGAGACCAGGAAAUCAAACCUCCAUAUAGAAGCUGAAUGAUUCCACAGUGGUUGAGCUCCCUCUGCUUAAUCUCACCCAAUGGCUGCAGAUGGCUGUACUCAUGUUCCCUUGCGUCAGAAACCGAGGAAGAAAACUCAAGGUUUUUUCACGAUGAGUCGUCGGAGAAUAUCAUGUAAAGAUCUUGGACAUGCUGAUUGUCAAGGAUGGCUGUUCAAGAAGAAGGAGAAAGGAUCCUUUUUGGGAAACAAAUGGAAAAAGUUCUGGGUCGUACUGAAGGAGGCUUCGUUAUAUUGGUACACCAGCCAAAUGGCAGAGAAAGCUGAUGGAUUCAUCAACCUACCUGAAUUCAUUGUGGACAGAGCAACGGAGUCCAAAAAAAAGCAUGCCUUUAAGAUCAGCCAUCCACAGAUCAAGACUUUCUAUUUUGCAGCGGAAAAUGUUCAGGAAAUGAAUGUGUGGCUAAAUAAAUUAGGAUUAGCUGUUACCCACCUUGAAUCCACAGAAAAGACAGAAGAAUGCUACAGUGAGAGUGAGCAUGAAGAAACUGAAAUAGCAGUGCAGACAACACCCCCUCUGCAUUCAGCUGAACCUCCACCUCACUUGACCGUCACAUCUUCACCUUUGAAUAAAGCAUCCCAUGCUUCCUCUCCAGAAACCAGAGCAAAACCAUUAGCCAGUUCUUGCUCUUACUCAUCUAAAGGAGCCUAUCCUGAAAGGCAGUCUUGCCUCUACACUUCCAACAGUUCUACUUCCGAAGAGCCAAGACACACUAUAACCUUUGCAAUUCAGGUUCAUGUAGAUGGAGCCGCCCAUGCAGAGAGUAUGAAGAUCACAGACAGCAGCCUUGUUCAGUCGGAAAGUGGAUUUCUGAGCUCUUUGUCAAGUGAGGACACCUCUUCGUUGACCAGUAGUACAGACCUUCUCUCUCUCCCAGAUGAACCUAUUGAAACAAGGAUACUAGAAAGGGAACAGAACAAAGGCUCGGAUGAUGAAAUGGAGAAGAUGUACAAAUCCAUAGAACAAGCUAGUUUGUCUCCCAUUGGGGAUCGUCGACCUUCCACCAAAAAUGAGUUGAGAAAGUCCUUUGUCAAGCGAAGCAAAAACCCAUCCAUCAACGAGAAACUCCACAAAAUCCGAACAUUGACUAGCACAUUAAAGUGUAAGGAGCAUGACUUAGCUAUGAUUAACCAGCUGCUGGAGGAUCCAGAGCUUACAGCAAGGAAGUAUAGAAAGUGGAAGGACACCAACACCAUGUUGAUUCAAGAUCUCUAUCAGAAGCAUCGUGCACCCCAGGAAAAUUCAGAAGGGAAACCCCUGGAGCUAUGAAGCCCUCAAUUACCCCAGUUCAAAGUUCCAUUUAAGAACUAACUGCCUCUCCUUCCUUACCUUCAUCCAAUCAACUGUUGAAGCUGCUCCACGUUUGAGUUUCACUUUUCCCGGAGUAAACAUUCUCCCUUAAAAGGAAAUUUGAAACCCACUCUUCAAAGGCAAUUCAUCAUCUCUGAACACUUGUUUAAAGAUGAUGUGAAUUGGAAAUUAGAUUGGACCUCAGAAAUUGAAUCAAGUUGCAUGCAUGGGUGAAGAAGAGACAUACAAUUUACACCCAAGAAUGUUCCACUUCUCAUAUAAGUGGACUGAUUUUUUUGAUAACAGGGCCUCCAAGAAAAUGUGCAUGCUGUACCUAAUUAGUAAUCACCUUCACCAUAUCAUUUAUCAGGAGAAAUGUUUUAGAAAACAGAAACUGUAGUAGGAUAGUUUUUAUUUUUCAUAGAACCAUUUAACUUCAAGAUGACUUCAGAAAAGUAGUUUCAUUUCUACUUCUACUUGUUUGGAGCACAUUUGCAUUUUAGAGGGAGAAGCUGCUAAGAGAGAUAUACACCGGUAGUGAUGUUUAUAGUUUACCUUCUCCUAAGCUUGUCGAAGAACUAUUGACAUUUACCACACUAUUUUGGAGGCAUUUUUUUUUCUUCUUCAACAAGGCCUGAAGAAAAGUUCCUUAUGCAUUUACUCUUUUCUGCUUUUCCUUAUCAAGGACAGAGCUUAGUGAUGCAUCCAGAAAGGGGUGUUUACUGCAUACAUUUUGGACUGGUGCUUAGACAGGGUCUGAAAUUUCUUCAAAGGGCCCUAUGAUCAAUAUUGUGAAGGUGUUUUGACAUUCUACGUCCUUUCCAUUUCUUUAGGCAGAAGAACAACAACAAAAUGUUUAACUAUAAUUGCUUUUAUUUUUGUAAGAAUAGAUAUUACUUAAUAGACUAUGUGAAUAUAUAGCCAUAUAUAUGUAUAUAUGUUUGUUAUUUAAGUAUAUUUAUAGACGUUCUGACUACCACUGUUUAUAAGAUCAUAUGCUAUUCUCAAAACUGCUCCAUCUUCUUGCUCUAUUUUCUUUGUUACUGCAAAAAGCGUUGGUGGUGGUGGUGAAGAAAGUGGGGUGGGUGGGUGAAGAAAAUUGAUUGUACUGGAAACCAAUAGGGCAUUCAAGUUAUCUUGUAAAUUUAAUGAUGCUACUUAAGGAAUUGUCAGGAAUUGUGAUACAAGUGAAAUUCAAGUGCCUGAAAAUUAUGUCUUGAUUUCCUUGGCUAUUAUAUAUUCCUAUAUGUGCAUUUGUCUAUGUAUAGACAAGAAGAUAAGGAGAUAGCCUACAUAGAUACCGAGAAGCAUAAUGCAGUAUAAAAUUUCUGACCAAAUGUUAAAGACCUCAUUUUUUUAACAUUACUACAUCUUCAAAACUCACAUGUUUUGGCACCUCUGCAAGGAAGACUUGACCCCUCAUGUUGAAUUUUAUCAGACUUGUUCAAUAUCCUAGGUUUCCUUAAAUAAGAUUAUGUUCGCUAAAGAAACAAGAUGAAAAAGCCACAUUUCCACUUAUGAAUCAUGAUAAAUAUUGCUCACCAGCGGAACAACCACAAGCCACCAUGCAUCCUCUUCGGAUCUACAGAAGGCAGAUGGUUGACAUAACCCGUUUCAUUUCACGAUAGAGAAAUGUGGCCUGACAUUCAAAAUGAAAAUGAUCUCCCUCAACAGUAUCUUUGAAGAACCUGCAGAGAAGCAAAUGACACCAGUUUAAUGAUUCAUGGCACCUUGAGCAGGGAAAUAAGGACUGUGAAAAUUAUCAAAUAAAAUAAACGCUAUAUAAAAAGCCCUGGGGAAGCAAUAGAAUGGUCCCAUUUUCUGCUAACCUGAAGCACACUUGCAGAUAAAUUAUAAGAUCUCAUCCUCUGGCUUUUCCAUUUACAGGUUUUCUCCUUCAACUCCAGUUUUUGGGUAAAUAUGUAUUUCAAGGCUGAUAAUAAUGAUAAUAUUUAUUAAGCUAUGAGUGUUGGGGCACAGACAAGAUAAUUAGAUUGGACACCAUCCGUGUCCCACAGUCUGAGGAAGGGCAGAUAUCUCAGUCUUAUUUUACAGAUGAGGAAACUAAAGCCCCAAGAGGGUUACACAACUUGCUCAAUAUUACCCAGCAGGCACAGGGUGGUGCCAGAACUAGAACUGAGGUCUUCUCACUCCCAACCCUAUGAUUUGUCCACUAUGCCACUUGACUGUCCGCUAGAUCCUCACAGAAGCUACCACUCCUCAAACUACAGAAGGCCUUUCGAAUAUCUUUCAAAACUCAUCAAAUCACAAUUGCUGAGGGGAAGCUUUCACAUUAUUAACCCGUGGUGGAAAUGAUCCCAUUGACUAGCUAACUGAAAUGGAAGUCCAGUACUAAAAUGAAGCAAUCAGUAAAUCUCUCUGUGACCCUCUCCCAAUCUUCAAAUGCAAAUCCAGCUCUGACUCAGUCAAGUUUAAGCAUGGGCCUGGAAAUACCCAGCUGACCCAACCCCCUCACCCCAGUCCUGGAUUAUGUCUGAACCUGUCACUUGUAUCCACGAGAAGCAGCAUGGGUUAGUGGAUAGAGUA
This is a messenger RNA of Tachyglossus aculeatus (Australian echidna), 3910 nucleotides long. It is a transcript of the gene IPCEF1, whose product is annotated as interaction protein for cytohesin exchange factors 1. Bases 95 to 1342 code for a protein of 415 amino acids. The record is from RefSeq and is a predicted model, not a curated record. NCBI's taxonomy places the organism in Eukaryota, Metazoa, Chordata, Mammalia, Monotremata, Tachyglossidae. The transcript is spliced from 11 exons.